AUGGUCCGCCUGCCACUCCCGCAGCGCCUCAGCUCGCACCUCUCCGCCAGAAGUGCGAGCUCGACCCCGGGACAGAGCAGGAGUACCAGUCCCAUGAGAUCAAAUGAACCCAAACCGCUAUUGCUCAAGGUGACCGUCAUCAAGUAUUUGGUGGUGACAUUAGGAGAUGCCAGACAGUCCACCCCAACAAUAUCCAAGACCCUGAACCCGGAAUGGAACGUGUCGUUUGAAAUGCCCGUGCUGGGCGUCCCUCUGUUGGAAUGUAUCUGCUGGGAUCACGAUCGAUUUGGCAAGGACUACAUGGGCGAGUUCGAUAUCGCGUUGGAAGAUAUCUUUCAGGAUGGCCAGGUUAGCCAACAGCCCAAAUGGUACAAUCUCAAAUCGAAACGACUUUCCAGUCGCUCCACCCGAAAGAAGAAGAAGGACAGCACUGUUUCGGGCGAAAUCCUGCUCCAGUUCUCUCUUUCGGACCCUGCCCUCCCCGGAGCCUCGCCCACGGAUACUUAUCGCAAGUUUAGAAACUUGGCGUGCAUUGGGGAGGAGGAUGACCCGUUGGACCAGAUACCUACCGCCGAGCUGGACGAGCUGGACCUGGAUGAGGAGACCUCUGAUGAAACCGACGAUCAGACUAAGCCCGAGAUUGUCGAGAAGCGUCGGAGGCGGUUACGACUGGCUCGUUUGCGCCGCAAAUCCUUGGCCGCCCGCGCAUAUCAAUUCUCAGGCUCAGGGACCGGUGUUCAGGUGACACGAACUUCAUUUGACAUGGAUCCCUUCGUGGUUACUUCUCUCGGGAGGAAAACACUUCGAACUCCCGUCGUGCGCCAUAACCUAAAUCCCGUUUACCAUGAAAAAAUGGUCUUCCAAGUUAUGCGGCACGAGCAGAACUACCUAAUCAGCUUCACGGUAAUGGACCGGGAUAAGUUUUCAGGCAAUGACUUUGUUGCCUCGGCAAGCUUCCCAUUACAAUCCCUCGUCCAGUCUGGCCCUGAAACCGACCCCGAGACAGGUCUAUAUCAUUUUGUAGAGUUGGAUGAGCCUAGCCCGGCGGCAAAGUAUAGUCCUCGCUUUGCCGUCAGCCCUUCGCCAUCUUCAUCAAACCUUUCCAAGAUGAGCAGACCUCCGUUCAAGACCCGCAGCUCCUCGGCGUCCAUCACACAGUCCGUUGGUGACUUGGCCAACAGAGCACCUACCUCUGCCCCAGACGAGUCUUCUGGCAUCGACAGCAGCAGCAGUACCCUGCAGAUUCCAAUCACUUCGAGCGAGACGAUAAUAGACCCGCUUCCCCUGCCGGACGAGGAGGGGCUGAGGGCGUACACGAUCCCCCUGACACUUAAAAAUCGAGAACGGUGGGAAGACAAGCACUCGCCCGAAUUGCAUGUCAAAGCAAAGUACCUACCCUAUAGUGCUUUGCGCCAGCAGUUCUGGCUGCUGAUGCUCAAACAAUACGACGCCGAUGACAGCGGUCGUAUUGAUAAGGUCGAAAUGACUACCAUGCUUGAUACUUUGGGUUCAACUUUGAAAGAAUCAACAAUCGAUAGCUUUUUCACCCGCUUCAGCGCCGAGAACGAAACCAGCGAGACCGCUGAUCUUUCCUUCGACCAAGCAGUGAUCUGCCUCGAAGACACCCUGCGCGCACUACAGAGAAAGAACUCUGUCUCCUCUCUGCCGCCCCAGAGACCCCGCAUGGGACCGUCAUCAGUCGGAAGCCAAGAAACCGUCCCAACUUCGAAUAGUGAUGAGCAGCCCAGUUCGAACGAGGAAGACCUUCACCCAGACGAUCUAGCUGAUGAGAGAGGCGAGGAGCACGUCGUGGAGAUUCGCGAAUGCCCGCUUUGCCACCAACCUCGCCUUUCGAAACGAUCCGACGCCGAUAUUAUUACCCAUAUUGCAACAUGUGCUAGUCGUGACUGGCGCCAGGUCGACAAUCUCGUUAUGGGUGGAUUCGUGACUUCCAGUCAGGCACAGCGCAAAUGGUACUCUAAGGUUAUUACGAAGAUCUCUUACGGUGGUUAUCGCCUUGGUGCCAACUCUGCCAACAUUUUGGUCCAAGAUCGUAUUACCGGCCAGAUUAACGAGGAACGUAUGAGUGUUUAUGUCCGACUGGGAAUCCGACUGCUUUACAAGGGUCUCAAGAGCAGGGACAUGGAGAAGAAGAGAAUCCGUCGCGUUCUACGUUCCCUUAGCGUCAAGCAGGGGCGAAAGUACGACGAUCCCGCCUCGGCCGCCCAGAUCAAGGACUUUAUUAAUUUCCAUCAAUUGGACAUGUCCGAGGUUUUGCAGCCUCUUGAAAAGUUCCGUAACUUCAACGAAUUCUUUUACCGCGCAUUGAAACCCGAGGCUCGUCCCUGCUCCGCCCCCGAUGAACCCAGGAUUGUUGUAUCCCCUGCCGACUGUCGCUCUGUGGUCUUUGAUCGUAUCGACGAGGCGACUAGCAUUUGGGUCAAGGGCCGAGAGUUCUCCGUCGAAAGAUUACUUGGAAAUGCCUACCCCGAAGAUGCGGCCCGAUACCACAACGGUGCGGUGGGUGUGUUCCGCCUUGCACCGCAGGAUUAUCACCGCUUCCACAUCCCUGUUGACGGAGUGAUGGGUGAGCCGAAAACUAUCGAGGGUGAGUAUUACACGGUCAACCCAAUGGCCGUCCGCUCCGCACUUGAUGUUUACGGCGAAAAUGUUCGUGUACUUGUCCCUAUUGAUUCUGUUGCCCAUGGCCGUGUGAUGGUUAUCUGUGUUGGAGCCAUGAUGGUCGGUAGCACGGUUAUUACGCGCAAGGCUGGCGAGAAGGUUUCUCGAGCGGAGGAGCUUGGUUAUUUCAAGUUUGGUGGCUCUACUCUUCUCGUUUUGUUUGAAGAGGGAGUGAUCAAUUUCGACAAGGAUUUGGCGGAUAAUUCCAAGGGUCCUUUGGAGACACUGAUUCGAGUCGGCAUGUCAGUUGGGCACAGCCCUGAUAUUCCUCAAUUCGAACCAGAUAUGCCCAAGGACGCAGAGAACAUCACUCAGGAAGAUAUGGAAGAAGCCAAGCGGCGCAUUGAGGGUAGUGUGUCUGGCCCCGGUGAGCCUGCCCCGGUAGAUGCUGCGAUCCAAUGA
This is a messenger RNA of Penicillium cosmopolitanum, 3084 nucleotides long. RefSeq names its product putative phosphatidylserine decarboxylase Psd2. Gene Ontology annotation, biological process: phospholipid biosynthetic process. The transcript has 7 exons. Gene Ontology annotation, molecular function: calcium ion binding; phosphatidylserine decarboxylase activity. Lineage: Eukaryota; Fungi; Ascomycota; Eurotiomycetes; Eurotiales; Aspergillaceae. The record is from RefSeq and is a predicted model, not a curated record. Bases 1 to 3084 code for a protein of 1027 amino acids.